This is a messenger RNA of Paramecium pentaurelia, 465 nucleotides long. The record is from the annotation of a GenBank genome assembly. Lineage: Eukaryota; Ciliophora; Oligohymenophorea; Peniculida; Parameciidae.
AUGAUAAAUAAGUAAACAGAAUAAAUAUUCUCAUAACUGUAAGGGGCAUUUUCAUGGGUUGAGAAGAUGAGAAAGAAGAAGCCAAUGACUUCGGAUAUGUAAAUUAAAGAAUUGUUAUACUUUUUAAAUAUUGAUGCUACGAAUGAAGAGAUUGAAGCAUUGAAUGAAUUGGCAAAUCCUGAAGGAGAAUAAGAUAUUUAAUAUGAGAAAUUGUAUAAAGUGUUUAUGAAUGAUUAAUAACAAGAGUAAAGAGAGGUUUUGGAAGCAUUUAGAUUGUUAUCAGGUUCAAAUAGGAUUGAAGUAGAUAAAUUAGAGAAUUGGCUUUAUAUUUAUGAUAAAAAGUAUCGAAAUAAUGUAAUUUGAAUUUAAUAAAAAAAGACUAAACAAUUUAUAGCAUAAUUGAAGUAGUCCCCAAGUUAUAAGUAAGGAUAUUUGGAUUUUGAGAAAUAUGUGAAAGAAGGUUGA